AUGAGUGAACCAAGAGCGUCACACAUGAAAGCUGCAAGAAGAAUUCUAAGAUACUUAAAAGGAUCGAUAGACUAUGGAAUUCUAUUUCGAAGAGACUCUGAAGACAGAGAAGCAACAAUUACUUGUUAUUCAGAUGCUGAUUGGGGUGGAGAUGAGGAAGAUCGAAGAAGCACAACUGGAUAUUUCUUUCAAGUCUUUGGUGCCCCAAUCUCAUGGUGCUCAAAAAAGCAACAUGUGAUGGAAUUAUCAUCGCGUGAAGCUGAAUAUAUAGCAGGAUCCUAUGCUACAUGUCAAGCAAUUUGGAUCAGACCUGUACUUGAAGAAAUAGAGGUCGAAGUGAAGAAACCUUUUAUGUUGCAAAUCGGAUACAAGUCAGCAAUAAAUCUGGCAAAGAAUCCAGUUCUGCAUGGAAGGAGUAAGCAUAUCGAAGCUAGAGUUCACUUCUUGAUGAAGAAGGAAUCUUAA
Messenger RNA from Vicia villosa (hairy vetch), 465 nucleotides. Its product is annotated as secreted RxLR effector protein 161-like. The record is from RefSeq and is a predicted model, not a curated record. The transcript is spliced from 2 exons. Lineage: Eukaryota; Viridiplantae; Streptophyta; Magnoliopsida; Fabales; Fabaceae. Bases 1 to 465 code for a protein of 154 amino acids.